AUGGAUGAAAGCAAUUCACCACAAUCUCUUAUGGAAGACAGAAUCAGCGAUUUACCAGAUAAUUUAAUUCAUAUGAUUCUGUCUUUCAUUGACAUCAAAGAUGUUGUUCAGACCAGCAUCUUGUCAAAAAGAUGGCAAUACAUUUGGAGAUCUCUAUCAACUCUAAACUUCGACGUGUCUGGGCACAGUUGGCGCCGAACGGGAAAAUUUAUGAAUUUUGUGUAUAAUAUACUCUUGUUUCGUGACGAUUGCCGUAUACAGAGGUUUCAGCUUGAUUGCCGUAAUGAAAGCAUUGAUUCAUCUCAUAUCAAUACAUGGAUUGCUAAAGCUGUAAAACAUAAUGUUGAAGAGCUAUGUAUCAAGAGCAACACAUCGAAUGAAUUCUCUAUAUUCUCGCACUGCUUAUGUACUUGCAAAUCAUUGACAAUGUUUGAGUUGAAGUUGCCACUGCGUUUCAACUUCGGUUCGGAGAUUGUUUCUACUUCGUCUGAUAACGAGAAAUUAGCUAAUGAGUUAUUUACUAAGUGUCCAGCUCUGGAGUCGCUGGCCUUGGAUAUCAGUAGAUGUGGACGUAUAAGUCUCCGCAUUUCUGUGCCCACUCUAAAGCAUAUCAGCCUUACAAGUGAUUCUUACAUGGGCGUCAGCAAGGUCACACUAUGUGCUCCAAAUCUCUCAUCCUUCAUCUGCUUUACUAGCCUGGUAGAAGAUUACCGUCUGGAGAAUCUUUCUUCUCUUGUUACUGCUGAUGUCAGAAUCAACAUUAAACAGUAUGAUAAGAUAAGCAAAAUCGAGCUUCACGAAAAAAAGAAAGUGUCUCAUGCUCAACGUAUGGUGAAAUUAUUGGGAGGGAUACACAACGUGAAAGUUCUGUCGUUAACAAAUGAUUUUAAGGUUUUAGCAGGAGCUCCUGAAGCUUUGGACUGUCAGCUUCCUGAAUUUCCAAAUCUCCAAAGGUUGAUCCUUAAAACCUGGCUCUCAAGAGGUUGCAUAGACGCAAUAAUACAUUUACUCAAGGAGUCUCCUAAUCUAGAGUUUCUGGAGCUAAACAUAGAACCGGUGAUUUUAGGUGCAAAACAUAUUUGGAACUCAGGAGCAUCAUUGCCAUUUAAGUUGCAUCACCUCAAGCAUAUUGUGAUUCGGGGUCUCCAAGGAUAUGGUAAUAAUGAAGUACGAUUUAUAAAAAUCAUGUUGAAAAAUGCCAUGGCCUUGGAGAAAGUUGUUCUUUUCGGUAAAUUUUCUCAAGAAGACUCACGGACAAAGAAACGAACCAAGAACUUCAAAGCGACACUUCUUGCAUAUCCAGGAGCUUCUAGUAUCAUCUCGUUCAGGGUCGACCCCAACCUUACAAGUGGUACUUACAUGGGCGGCCUUGAGAAGGAUGAGCAUAAAGAAGACAAGGUAAACAACAUCGAGCUUCAUGCAGCAAAGAAAGUGUCUUAUGCUCAAAGCAUGGUGAAAGUUCCAUUGUUAACAAACAAUUUUAAGAAACACAGCCUGCUACUUUCAAUGAUACAUCGCAUGACGCAUACAAACAGGGAAUCUGAUUGA
Papaver somniferum (opium poppy) is the source of this 1548-nucleotide messenger RNA. RefSeq names its product putative F-box/LRR-repeat protein At3g58880. NCBI's taxonomy places the organism in Eukaryota, Viridiplantae, Streptophyta, Magnoliopsida, Ranunculales, Papaveraceae. Gene Ontology annotation, molecular function: protein binding. Bases 1 to 1548 code for a protein of 515 amino acids. The transcript has 6 exons. The record is from RefSeq and is a predicted model, not a curated record.